This is a messenger RNA of Macrosteles quadrilineatus (aster leafhopper), 3383 nucleotides long. Its product is annotated as facilitated trehalose transporter Tret1-like. The coding region runs from base 286 to 1905 and encodes 539 amino acids. The record is from RefSeq and is a predicted model, not a curated record. Lineage: Eukaryota; Metazoa; Arthropoda; Insecta; Hemiptera; Cicadellidae. Gene Ontology annotation, biological process: transmembrane transport. Gene Ontology annotation, cellular component: membrane. Gene Ontology annotation, molecular function: transmembrane transporter activity. The transcript is spliced from 8 exons.
CAACCACAACAAAACGAACACAACUCACUUGGCCUUAUCUUAAGAAGCAGUAAACGAUCCGAUUCCUUUUGAGUUGAGUAGUAAAGGAGAAUACAAUCUGUGAAAAAUGAAGAGCUCAGAAAGGUAGUGUAACGGUAUCAGGGAGAAAACAAGAAUUAAAGUGGACAAACAAGUCACAGAGAAAGAGAGAGAGGAGAGAAGAAGAUGAAUAUGUAACUGAGAAUCAGAGCAGUCUCAGUUGUAAGUUGGUGGGCAGUAGCAGUAGGCUCUAGGCAGUCAGCCACUAUGCAGGAUAGUGAGCGAGAAGCCUUUACACCGAAUCCAACAUUUCUGCCUGACAAGUUCAAAGGAUCAACAGAUCGUCCGCCAUUACAACCCUCUGUAAGGGACAUAUACCCUCAAAUUAUCGCAUCAUGUUUCGCCCACCUACUUGUGAUCCAAGCAGGUAUCAACAUGGCUUACUCGGCUAUCCUGCUGCCUCAACUGAUGUCACCUGACUCCACCCUGCGAGUCACCACCAACGAGGCAUCGUGGAUAGCCAGUCUCAUGGCCAUCUCUACACCUGUGGGGACUCUGCUGUGUGGUCCGUUCAUGGACCUUCUGGGACGUAAAGUCUUUUCCCUCGUCACAGUAGUGCCUCUCGCAGCCUCUUGGUUCAUCCUUACUUUCACUCCAAACCACGUCUGGUUCAUCUAUGCGGCCCGGGUCCUUGCUGGCUUUGGUGGAGGUUUGACAACGGUCUCCUUAGUGUACAUCUCAGAAAUUAGUUCUGCCUCUUGGCGGCCCAUGCUACUGUGCCUUAAUUCUGUAUUUGUCAGUCUGGGUAUCCUGUUGACCAAUGUGCUGGGUGUGUUGCUGCCGUGGAGGGUCGUGUCUCUCAUAUGUGGUUGUAUCACUCUAGCUAGUGGAGCGGCCAUUUUGCUGUACAACCCUGAGAGUCCCUACUGGCUACUCACCUUCCGCCCAGACAGCACCCGACACUUUGACGAGGCUAAAAGAUCUCUCCGUUACCUGUACAACAACCAACAGAUGUUCACAGCAGAGUGGGAUCGUCUGGUGAAGGUCAGCAAGGCCAAGCGGCAAGAGCAGGAGGCUGCACAAGAAGGUCGGAGAAAUGGUCUGGUAGGGAAUGUACGUCACUUCUCCAGGGAGUUUACCAAGAGAGAAGUCAUUUUACCUUUCUCUCUUCUCUUGACCAUCUUCUUCUUCCAACAACUGAGCGGGACCUACCCAAUCAUCUUCUACGCGGUUCAAGUCUUCCAGUCGAUCGGAGGUGAUUUUGGUGCAGGUCUCAAUGCGGAUUCGGCCACUGUAAUUUUGGGUGUUAUAAGAUUCUCUGUCAGCCUGUUGACCACCAGUCUGUCUCGUAGUUUUGGACGAAGGUUCUUACUGAUCGUCUCAGGAGUUGGGAUGACGAUUUCAAGUUUUGCAGCUGCUUUGUACUUCCAUAGAACUUGUGUAUUCAAAAGUGUCUUUGACGUUACGGAAUCUUCGUUUAAUAGUACCUUUUUGAAUACCACCACAGAAAUGAAUGUAACUUCAACACUAUCACCCUCUACGACAGGGUCCAGUUUGCUAGGGCUUGUUUUCAUUCUGGUGUUUGUCAUUAUGAGCUCUAUCGGGUUUCUCAUUAUUCCUUGGACUCUGGUUGGGGAAAUUCUACCUGUUACGGUUCGUGCGACUGGAGGAGGAAUAGUAUUCUCGUACGCUUACAUCUUGAUGUUCGGAAUAGUUAAAGUGUUUCCUUACAUGUUAUCAGUACUUAAAAUAUCCGGGCUGUUCUACUUUUUCUGUUUCACGUCUUUUGCCAACGUUGUCAUUGUCUAUUUCUUCCUGCCAGAGACUCUGGGUAAAAGCUUUGAAGAGAUUGAAAAAUCUUUUAUGAAAACUCACAAUAACUCUUAGUAGUGCCUCGCUUAUUUAGAUGGUUUAAGCUCUUUUUGCAAAAUCACAUUAGUUAGAUAGAAUAAUGUUAAACAACUAUCUCCAAUCUGUUUUCUGAUCCUGUUUGCCCCAAGAAUGGUCGCGUAGAUGAUUUGAAGAUUUGAUAUUUUCCUAUUGUAGUUUUAUUGUUCUAUUUGUUGUACAAAAAUACUAGUUAUAGCUAUUUUUAUACGUGUGAUACUAGGUGAUAGAAUAAUUUGGUAGAUAAUGAAUAUCUGAGAAUUUAUAUUUUUGUACUUUGACAUCAUAGUAUUUUUGUGCCAUGUGAUACUGUCAAGAAGGUAUAAUAUUCUAAAUACAAGGCCUAAUUUUGUUGUGCAGUCUUUGAAGAAUUGUUGUGACAUUUUUAGGUAGCCUGUGAUUCUAGACUGAUUUUGAAUCCAGUACCAUCACACAUGCUUAAGUGUAAUAAUCUAUUUUCAGUAAAAUUGGAAAUAGCAUUUUAAAUUGUUCCAUGUAAUACUUUCAACAAAUUCUUGAUUUAUACAGUCAUGUUUGAACUAAUUAUGUUGUAACAUAGAGCUCAAGGGUCAAAGUUUAACAAUUAAUUUUAGAGAUAGCAGGCUUCUACGAAGUUAAAAGAGUCUAUUCAGGUUGAAUAAUCACAAAACUUUACACUAUACAUACACAAUAAUAAUUAAUAUAUAGAUUAUUUUAGCAUAGUCCUAGCUAAGAAACAAGUUCUAAUUGAAAAUCUAUUUAACAUAAGGGUGUAAACUAAUACAGUCAAAUGUGUUCAAUUAAAAAUUUCCAAUGUUUUAAUAAAAAAAAUUAGUUCCAAAAAUUCAACAAAUGUUUAGACCAAAUAUUUCUCUUGGUCCCUAGAACUUGUUGCAUAUGCAUAAUGCAUCUGGCAUCAUAAAUAAAUGUGGUGUUGGAAGAAGGCCCAAUACUGUGCUGUGGCGUAUCCAGGGGGGUGUAAGGGGUUGACCUUCUAUAAACCUCCCCCCUUGACCUUAAAACGUGAUUUUGUUUACAAUAAAUUUUUUUUCUACAAUAAAAAAUAUUUUAAAAAAUCUAAUCUAAUCUAAAAAUCUUUUAUUUUGUCUCUAAAUAGUCUAAAAACGCAAGUUUACGGGUCUAAUUUUCAAAAGUUUCCCAUACCCCCCAGUGUAACCCCCCCCCCCUUAGGCUCAUUCUAGUAUUCCUAGUUAGGCCUAUGAUACUGUGUACCACGAAACCCAUCAAGGUCUUGUCUCCUCCCUACACCUUUAGUUCCACUGUAUUAAUGCCAUGUUUCAUUCCUAACUACAAAGCAGAUACAAGGCCUUGCAAACGUUAGGCACCAAUUUGAAUUAAAAAACUCUUACAUGACUUUUAAAUUUUGUUACUGCUUUCCCAUGAAUUUUAUAUUAUGUCUACUCUAAGAGUCUUGAACGACUAUUUAUAUUUACAUUGCAAUAAUGUAAAAGAGGAAAUUUCCGGUUUAUAAAAUUUUU